GCUGGAGACGUCGAGCGGCACUAGAAAUAGUGGGCAUGGAUAUGCCGGGGUUCGAAGCUAGAGCAGAUCUAUGAAGCAUAAUCGAGCUCGAGGCACCAAUAACCGACAUGUUAUGUCACUUGACCAAGUCAGAAUCAAGCACAGCACAGACAGCCUGCUUUCCACCGAGAAGCUCACCUGGUCAGGAACCACGGUCCGAAGGCGAAGAGCUGCAUAGCGUGCAGUAGGCUACCUAUCCGAGACGGUUCGAGGACCAGGUUUUGCAGUGCAGACAGACUAGGUCGCCAUCUGGUAAAUCUACACUGCAUAACUGGGUGGUGGCAGCCUCGUUGGUUCAUCGCUCAGACAUUUCCCAUCUGCGAGCUCACGAAAAAUGAAGACGACGUUCAUUGUUUCCUUGGUGUUUUUAGUCUUGCAAUCGACUGCCUACAGAAUACCUCCAGCGGAACGUGCCUACACUAGAGCAGUCCGGCCCAACCAUGCCACCACCGCCACCUCCACUAAUGGCUACUGUUUCAUCCCUCCACUGCCAGUGCAGCUAGCCGAGGGCAGUUUGACGGCUGUCCUCGCUGCGCUCGAGGGAAACAUCUCAAGUGUAUGGGCAUCUUCUAAUCCCGCAGGUGUUCCUGGAAGCCUAUCAGUCAACUUGAUCUAUGACCAAGAUGUGAUUUGGAGCAAGGGUUUUGGCGAGAAGAACCAUUCCAAUCCAGCAGCCGGACCGCCGGAUGAGAACACAGCUUAUCGGAUUGGAUCGAUUAGCAAGGUGUUCACCACCAUGCAAGCACUGCGGAUGCGGGACGAAGACGGUCUGGACCUGGACAGCGAGUUAGCACACCUCCUACCCGGCUUUGGUGUUGUGAACCCGUUCCAGACCGGGCGCGGUAUUACACUGCGGCAGCUGGCCAGCCACAUGGCCGGCCUGUCCAGGGAAGCACCGUGUGCAGACAUGUACAAUAGUGACUGUGCAACACCAGAGUCUAUGAUACUUGAGCGACUCCGUAGCUUGCCGCUAGUCAGGCCGCCUGGUUUAAAGCCCUCCUACUCGAACCUAGGGUUUGCCUUGCUGGGUGUCGCCGAAGCUCACAUCACAAACCGCUCCUGGGUGGACCUGGUUGACACCAUGUCUUUGGACCUGGGGCUUAAGAACACGCACGCAUCCAUACCAGCACGGCCAGCUGAUAACAUAGCUGAGGGCUACAUGGCAGAUGGAAGCCUUGCCAGGUGGGUCGACAUUGGGUUUGAAGCACCUGCUGGUCAAAUGUUCAGCUCCACGCAUGACUUAGCGCAGCUGAUCAAAAUGGUUUUUCGCACAUCUGCCACAAGAAAUCCUGCAGCAGGCCAGAUUUUGGAUGGUGAGACAUUGCGCGAAUGGAUGCACCCUGUCUACAUGACAUCUGACCUGAAUGGCUUCGGAUUGGCAUGGGAGCUGUUCCAAGGAGGCCCGUACAAUUUCCGCUCGAAAGACGGCGCAAUAAAUGGCUAUCGAUCCAUCAUGCUGUUCGUGCCAGAGAUCAGAGUCGGCGCCGUUGCCCUACUCGGCAAUGAGAAUUCACCACUGCUAAAUACCGCUGCUCAAUAUCUCAUUGAAGCUGUAUUGGGCAUCAGCGCUGUGAUGGAACAACAUCAGCCAGCACCCAGGCUUCCACCUUCACCAACAGAUUAUGUGGGCGUGUAUGUCCACAAGAGUGACGUUUCAGACCUGCAGGGGGUGGCCAAUGUCAGCCUUGUCACUGGAGAACAUGGAGAACAAGUGCUGCUACUGACCGGGAUUGGAGAAGGUGGUGUGCUGGUGUGGCAAGCCGACGACACCUUCCAGCUAACAGAUCGCUACACACCGCACUAUUGUGCUGCAGAGAGCAGUGGCUCGGAUGAUUUCUAUGUCGUGUUUACCAGGGAUGCUGGUAAAAAGGUCAUCUCGGCAACUGCUCCGGGCUUUCUGUACGAGUACGUUUUGAACAAGGUCGUGUAGGCUAUAACGUUAUACAUGCUGUGGCGAAUUUGGCGAUACAUGAUAGCUCACGGUCUAUGCUCUACCUGGUCAAAGUGAUACUUCAAGAAUAUUGUGCCAUGCACCCAUGGCUGGCACCUUAGUGCAGAAUUUAGUAUAAUAUGUGUAUGUUAUUUUAAUACCUUGAUAACCAGAGCAUAGCUUUAUGUCUCUCUGUAAGGCAGUGACUAGAUUGUUCUAUCAUUGCUUCAGCAUAGGCCAAUUGUGAGUAUUUUUUUAAUUUUGACUUUUUGAGAUAAGCGUAGUUGCUUUCAAGCAUAGCAAUUUCGAGUAUAUUUUCAAUUCUACGGGGCACACCAUGUUGGACUAUGUAA
Messenger RNA from Sycon ciliatum, 2322 nucleotides. RefSeq names its product putative beta-lactamase-like 1. NCBI's taxonomy places the organism in Eukaryota, Metazoa, Porifera, Calcarea, Leucosolenida, Sycettidae. The transcript has 9 exons. Bases 374 to 1969 code for a protein of 531 amino acids. The record is from RefSeq and is a predicted model, not a curated record.